UCUGCCAUAACACGACAAGAGCGUUCCAUUAGAGGUGAUAUUCAGACACUGGAUUGUGAUGCAAUCAAAAGAGACCGAAGCAAAUACUUGGAAAUGUAUUGGAGAGUAAAAGGAGCCGACGGAGACAUCGGUUACUGUAACAAAGAAAGGAAAUGUUUUAAAACGGAAAGUCAGCUUCUGGAAGACAAGAGGAUUCAGGUUGUAAGCAUUUCCAGUAGCAACUUGAGCAUAAAACGUACCUUGCCACAGAAAACAACGGGUCACACUAUGACCAUUACAUGUGAAGUGCACACAACUGACAACAAAAUCCAUUUAUCUGAGGUCAGGAUCGUUUAUUCUUUAGAGUGUAAGUAAGACUAUAAACAGAAUUUUUAAUAAUGAUGAUGAUGAUGAUGAUGAUGAUAAUGAUAAUAUUGAUAAUGAUAAUAAUAAUUACAAUAAUAAUAAUAAUAAUAAUGAUUGAUGAAAUGGCCAUACAGGAUUGCCAUCGAGGUAAACGGAACUUAAGCAUGGCUUGAGUGGAUGUUAAGAAGGCCUAUGACUAUCCGUUGAUCAUAGGUGGCUAAACGAGAUUAUGGAUUACACCGGUUCCCCAGCUAGCUCUGUAGGGAGAUCCGGAACCUCUGUGCAAGCUGGAAUAGCAGAAUUGCAGUUCCUAUAAAGCAGGGGAAUGAGACUUCCUCGACAUUCAGAUUCAGUGAGGGUCUACCCGAGGGAAAGGCACUUUGCCCGCGUCUCGUCACUUUAUGUCUAAGACCCGGUUGCCUGGAAACUAAAUGUUACCUAGGGUUAUAGGCUUUCUAAGCUUAUAGGGACUAAGGUGACCUACUUGCUGUAUGUAGACGACCUUAAAGUGUUCGCUUCAUCUGAGAGCAAGCUAAGCAGGGCACUACCAUCAACCAGUGCCGGUAUGCAGGAUAGGUUAAUACUCAUCUCCGUAUUCCAAAAUGGCGUGACACAUUCUGAUUCAUACAAAAGUGAUUCUCUGCAAAGGGAGGAACCGCAUGCAUUGACUACCAAUACUAAUAAGGGUUAAGCCAUGACUCGAAAAACGGUUAGCUUCUAUUUAGGCUUAAGGUUGAUGCUAUAUACUUCCAACUCGAACCACUUCUUCCCAGCAAAUCCUUGGUAAUCUAGUGGUUUGGGUGGUGGACUACAGAUUCUAUUCUCCGGGAUCGAAUCCUGCUCGUUCCAUCUCGGAAUUCUUUUCCCUAAACUAUUGAAGAGACUUAGACUUUCAUGAACAUUUUCUCAGGCAGAAAUUUCAAGAGACAUAGAAAGAUAUAGAAAUUUCAUGUAGGAAAAGGAAAAUGUCUUGUGAGAACCACUGAGAGGGAAAUGUCAGUUUGGAGUAUGGAGAUGAGUGCUAACCUGCAGGAUAUCGGCUAGAAGUGGAAUCCAAAUGAGUGUAAAGGUNCUUUUCCCUAAACUAUUGAAGAGACUUAGACUUUCAUGAACAUUUUCUCAGGCAGAAAUUUCAAGAGACAUAGAAAGAUAUAGAAAUUUCAUGUAGGAAAAGGAAAAUGUCUUGUGAGAACCACUGAGAGGGAAAUGUCAGUUUGGAGUAUGGAGAUGAGUGCUAACCUGCAGGAUAUCGGCUAGAAGUGGAAUCCAAAUGAGUGUAAAGGUAUCUAUAUCAGAAAGGGCAAGCAAGUUGAACAUGCAGCAAACCUCAAACAGGACAAGACCAGCUUACAGUUGCAGCAAAGAUGUACUUGGAAAAGCUCUCAAUAAUAUGGACAAGCCCUCUGUCCGACGCCAACCGCGUCAAGGCAACAAACCAGUUCGCCUUGCUUGUCUUGACGUACCCCAUGUGGACCCAACAAUGGCCAUUGGGAGAGCUGAAAAGCAUUGAUAGAGAGACAAGAAAGUUGAUCAGUGAGAAUGGUGGGAGACACCCUCUUAGCUCUACUGCAUUGCUUAUGCAGAUCUCAAACCAGACGAGACAACUCUGGUCGAGUACCUUAAGACUGAGGCCAAGCGCAAGUUCCUGGGUGUGAGAGAGUCCGUGAUGGAAGACGAGAAGUUAACACUUACACUCUUACAGUAGCAGCAAGGUCGUACUUGCAAAGGCUCUCAUUAAUCUGGACAAGCCGUCUGUCCGACGCCAGCCGCUUUAAGGCAACAAACUCGUUCGCCUUGCUUGUCUUGACAUACCCAAUGUGAAUCCAACAUUGGCCAUUGGGAGAUUUACAAAGCAUUGAUAGAGAGACAGUUAAUCAGUGAGAAUGGACAGAGACACCCUCUUAGCUCCACUGCAGUGUUGUAUCUUCUUAUAGAUAAAAAGGGGUCGUGGACUCAAGUCUGUAGGUCAAGAGUACGAAUUAAUUAAGACCAAGAUGGCUAUGAGGCUGUAUGAGAAUCCAGACCCAACGGAUGAGAAGUGUUUGGAUUUUUGAAGCAAAAGAAUGCGAGAAGGGAUUCUCCUUACUUGUGAAAGACGCGCACAAGUUUGGGGAGAAACUUGCUACUUAUGUGAAUUUGGCCACUCCCGACCCAUCCUUUAGCUCUCAGCAAGUCCCAGAGAAGAAAAUCAGUAAAUAUCAGGUGAGCUAACAUCUUAAGAAAGCUGUGGAAAAGAAGCUUAAGGAGAAGGUGGAAGACCAGAGAUGGCAAGGACGUCUGCUAUGAACUACUUGGGAAGACGACCAGCUGAGUGAGCACGGCUGUUUUGCCUGGUUAAGUGGGUGGGCGUGCUCUCCUUCGGACAUUCAAUAGAUAGUGGACCGGAUAAGCCUUACGUUUGCUUUAUUAUUUCAUUUUUAUCAUAAAAAUAUAAGGCUUUCAUUAGUUUCAUUUUUUUAAUACUAUAUAAUACAUUAUUAUAUUACAUUAUGUAAACCUUAGGUUUGCAUUAGUUUUAGGAUUCCUUAGGAAUUUCUUUUUAUUGCACCAGUGUAGAUUUAACUCAUUAUCACCUUUUCAGGGUUGAAUUCCUGUAAAACAGCAUAAUAGGCUACGCUUUGCGUCCCGUGUGGCUAAUUUUCUAAGCAUGCGUACGUCGUAAACUGAUUAAAUAAUAAUCAUCAUCAUCAUCAUCAUCAUCAUCCUCAUCAUAAUUAUAAUCAUAAUAAUCAUGAUUUUCUUGCCCAGGCGGAAUAUUCUUAUUUAUCUGCCUAUUUUAGGCUGAAAAUAGUAUUGUAUUUUUCUUCAAAAAGAAAGAAUUUAUUAUAAUGACACUUUUUGCGGCUUAGUUCAUUCCUUUUCUUCGCGCUGUAUACUCUACAUAUGUAUUACAUCUAUUGUUCAUCGAAGUCAUUCAUGGAACAUUUGGCUAUAGCUAGUCCAGCUAUUUUUCGUUUUGUUAGCUAGUUUUGCCGUUUAGAGAAAGGUGUACUACCCGGUUAAUUUGUAUUUUGAUUACAGAUUUUCAACACACAAGUUAUAUCCUUUUCAAAAGGCUCAACCUCGGGUUGAAGAUAUCCUUAAAAACUUUGAUUCUUAUAAAAGACCGUAAACUGCCGCUGUGCUUAACAAAGUUAAACUGUGUUCCGCGCGAGAGUGUGUUGUCAAUUCUUUCAUUGAAAGUAUUAUAUGCAGUGGCUCUUUAGUAUAAAGAAAAAAACCCGAUUAAAGAAACUUUACAUGUAAAUAAAAUGCGAUAUUUCGUUACGGAUACAUUCCAAAACGAGAGCAAUCAAAUGCACCCUUCGCUGGUCACAAGUCUGAAAUGCACUCUUCAUUCUGUCCUAUAAAGAGAAGUAACAUACUGAAUCUAUGAUUUUUAAUUUUAGGCCCACAAGCAAUUUCGUCUCCUAAGGUAAGUAGUUUUAACAUUUUUUUCUCCAAAUCUUUAAUUUUCAUACUGAUGCCGACUCAACAAAAUUUUAACAUGUAUGCUACAAAAAAGGUUUUUUUUCAAGUGUAGCUCCAUAGUUACUGUUUUCGUUGUUGUUGUUGUUGCUGUUGCUGCUCUUGUUGUAGUUGCUUAUUUAUUUUGCUUUGUUUUAUUAGGUAUAUUUUGAUUGCUUGGCACCUUUCAAAAAUAAACAGAACAAAUGGAAGUGAAAAUUAGGGCAAUAAACGUCUCUACCUUUAAAACGUACAAAAAAUAUAAUUUGCAAAUUUAACAGCAUUUCCUUUUAAUAAUUUUUUUAUAUUUUGGGACCGAAGAUCUAUUUUAUAGAUCCGAUGUGUUGUACAUUUUGCAUUGCCUUGUCCAUGUUUCUAAGGUUGUUUUUGUCCAUCCUAUACUUUCUUUGCGAGACAUCCUAUACCUUCUUUGCCCUCCGGGAGACACGUGAUAUGGUGUGAUUUGCUGGAUGUUGGAGUUCAGUGAGGGUCUAUUUUCUCAGCAGAGCUUCUCUGUUUGUUACGCCGUCCUAGCGAGAACGGCUUGGAAACUGAAAUUUGAUAGCAUUUUGUUUUGAAUAAGGGUAUGGGCAUGAUUUUCAGUUGAACAUGCCUAGCGAGCGUAAAAAUCGCAACCAGUCUGAGGAUUAAUGAGAGAGGGAAAAUUUUAUAUAUUUAGGCAUGACAAAAUUCAAGGGAACAUUGGUACUUAGAAAUAACAUCUCAUAGGCAUGGAAAAAAUGGGUUCAUGCCCUCGCAGCCCAAAAUUGACCCAGCUAAACUUAGGUCCCAGAUCUCUCGCCGGGUUAAUAAUUCAUUCCCAGUUUUAGCUCCUCUGGUUUGGCAUGCCGGGCAUGCCGAUGGUGAAGCCAGUUGGUUUGGCAUGCCCGGCAUGCCAGGCAAGAAAUUGGCAUGCCCAGCGAGACUGAUUUUGAUGUUCGCUUCAGCAUCAUAUCCUGAGAAUCACAUAUAAUCGCCAAAUAUAUCUUAGGGAGCUUGAAGUUACAGGUUUCAUGCCUGGCAAUAAAUGCAGAUUAUAACAAAAAAAGUCAUGUUUGUCACAAUGUGUGUCACGGGAUCGACUGGCAAAACUGAAGACAGAAGCCUGGAUUUAUAAAUAAAAAGCACAACAAAACAACAUUAUUCAUACAUAAAAUAGAAUACUUAACUUGCAAUCAAAGAUUAAUCCUUUUAUUUCAAACCGAUACUGACAUUUCUGGGUCCACAUUUAAAUUUGAUCGCGGAAAAGCGUCUUAAACAAUAAGAUAACAAAUCUUCUCAGUAUAAACUUAUCCAUGCUUAAGUUUUAUCGUGUCGGAAUGUUUCCCGGUCAACAGCAUUAAAAGACUGGUGAAAAUGAAGCUUACCAGGUCGUUCAAGUCAGUACGAGAGUACGACGUUAAUACUGCAAAGACGUUCUGAUUUGGUGAAUUUGGACUGCCUUCUCAGAGAGAUUUUGCUUAGUUUUUCAGUGCGCUCCUUGUCGGCUAUGCGAAUCUCGCAAACUGUUUUACUCCUUGCUGACGAUAGUCCUUUGAGCAACGUCAUCUGCGUCAUCCGAAGAUACCCCGAGCACGCACGAAAUCGGCCGAAUUUCCGCAGAAGUGUUUUCGCGGAUGACGAGGAAUCUAGUUUGUUGUAGCGUGGCAGUUGUGGCGUCACGAUGUCGUCAUGUCUCUUCGCACUUGUUUGUCUUUUUUUUCUGCGGUGCAUGGUUGAGAUGUUGGUGAAUGCUGGACAAGAAAUGGAUUCUGCGAGAGACUGUAAGUACAAAUUUAGUAUUAAUUUGGUAAAGAAAAAGCCUGAAUAUCGAACAAAUCCCGUGAAUUAUCCUUUUGGCAUUCAGUUUAUCUUGCUGUUGAGCAUGCCUAAGAACUCCGGCAUAAGUGGUUGUCAACUUGUUCACUUCGGAUUGUUUCUGUUUGUAUGUCUUGUAAUCUUCUUCUGCUGCUAAGAAGACUAGAGAAAACUUCAAAAAUAAGAAACCAAAGCUAAAAAAAGUCAGUUCUAAUUUUAUAGCUCGAGUAUAAUUAUUUUUGGCACCUACGGUCAUAUUUUUCCACUGUACUGGUAAAGUUACUUAUUUUUGCUGCAUAGUUUGACUGUUGUUUGAAAGACAAUCAAACGGAUAUUACAAUCACUUUUGGAGACAAAAUAAAAUAUCCGUAAAUCAAAUGCCAAAAUCAGAUUUGGAUUUCGCUUUAAAAAAAUGAACAUGCUGCGCGUGUCAAUGCAAAGUUGUAAACAACUCAAUAUAAGCAGUCUGUGAAUGUGCGUUUAGGUCCACAAAACUAAUUUUUCUUUUGGACAUCUCAUCCAAGCAAAGACUUAAGGCUUACAUUGCUUGUCUACGAGUGUACUACAAAAUGCUUUGCUACAGUAAGCCUCUGAGAGGCGAUUCUGGUAAAUUUAUAGGACGCUAAAAUGCAAAUAAUUCUAAGCUUAAACAACCUGGCUGGGUCCGACUUUUGAAUUACAAAAUGUUCAGGUUUGCCGGCUCUACUUUAAAUGAACAUGGUUUUUGAAAUGAUUUUGUAAUAUUUUAACCCGAAAAUUAUGAUUGGGUUAUAAAGCUUUUAAAACGGACGAAAACUAAGCUAAUAAACAUGUUCAAUGUAAAAAACUAAGAUUUAGUCGCUUUUUCAACUUUGCUUUGUGGGCCGAAAAAUUUACCUUUACGCAAAAACAAAAGCAAAUAAUGAGGCUUUUAUUGGACAUAUUUUCUGAGAAUUUUAUCUGAUCAAUUUAAUGUCACUAGCAUUGUUUUCGUAUAGGAAUUUUCCUAAUUAAAUGAGCUUUUAAUUUAAUAAUUUUGAUACUCUAUAAACUUCUCAUUUGAUAGCCUCACUUUUUUAUACACCGAUUGAGAAACAAAUUCGCUCUCGUUAAAUCCUAUUUUAUGACCUAUUUAUUAGAACUCUAGGUAACAUACGAAAUGAUGUAACCGGACAGGCUUUAACCUUUGGUCCUAAUUUAUUUUUUCUUCGCAACCCCUAAUCAGUUGACGGGCCGUGAAAGAAUAUCGCCACAAAAAGAUGCGAAAAAGUUUUCGCUGAGUUUCCUUUACAUAUUCCGGCUUUAUAUGGGUCUACACCCCAAUUGCCUGCUUAAAAAUGAAACUGUUGUUCAAUUAAGUGUCAGUCAAACUCGGUAUAAUCUUGACUUGCAAAUCCAAAUGCAAAGGUUUAUUUCGCAGUAGAAAAGCGUGUAAACAUCAUCGAACAGCGCAAUGUAAAUUGGCUAAUGUGAAACCACGUUUCUUUCACUUUAUUUACCAUGUAUUUAUCUCAAUUGCACACUCUUGUGAAAUUAGCCUCAGACAAUUAGUUGCGACCUUUAACAGACUCAACAAGCCAGUAUGAAAAUAUGUUAAGAGAAGCUGAGCUCUACAUGUUCUAUUUCUUUUUUUCAUAUUGCCCUUGCAUGUGUUAACAUUCCAUUUCUUUUUUGUUACAGGUAACUUCCAGACAUGACUAGGAGAUAAUUACUUUUCUAGAGAGCAAUUCUUUGAUACUGUCAGUUAUUACUGACUUACUUUGAGUUAAAGACAAAGAACACAGACACUGGUAAUGACAUAAAAACAUUAAUCUCUGGCAAGCCUACAAAACAAGAAAGAGGAACUCAGACUCCUUAUCAAAAUGUGAAACAAGAUAAAAACAGCUUUUCUAACGUAGGGAAAAUUGCGUUAGAGAGAUUUGUAAUUGCAACGUUAUAUUCAAGCACAUUGCAUUGUCAAACAUCAUAAUUUACUGAAUAAUGAACAGUGAUUUUGGGGCUUGGCUCAGUUUGUAAUGAACUUUGAAAGAUAUUCUAUUACCUUGUAUUUUUAAAAGCUUUCAUGGAACAUAGAUGCAUUUUAUUAUACAAUGAAAAUAGUCUCUGUCUCUCUUUUUACUGAUUUCAGUCAAUUCCAUUUUAUUCGCAAUGUGAAGUGGAAAUCUUAUUAAAGACUCAUUAAAAGGGGUGAGGAGUUUUUAGCAUCCCCUAACAGGUCAUCAACAUGAUGACGCUGUUUUAUUACUUCGGCAGAAUCCCUCAGGGUUUUACUUUCUUGUGAAAAUUAGAGCUUUUGUUAUUUAAACUUCGCUGGGACAACCAAAUCUAUGAAAAUGAAAGGAAUAGCAAUGACGUCAUCGUUUAACCGUACAUCAAAAGAUAAGCACUGCUGAUCUGUUUAGUUUUUUUUUUUUUUAGCCACGCUUAAAAUAUCUGUAGAUUCAAGGAAUUAUAACCUGUGCGUUGAGAGCAUGCCAGAGACCGAUUUUGGCAUGCCCGGCAUGACCCAGAUUAUGGCACGCCCGGCAUUCCAGAGAAUUUAGCAUGCCGGGCAUGUCAGAAAAUUUGGCAUGCCCGGCAUGCCGGAGAUUUUGCUGGGUAUGAAUUACUUAUUACUAGAACCUAGGCUUCUCGCGGCCUGGGUGAGAAGGUCACAGAACCUCAAAUUAUGCUUACAGGGCAUGCCAAAUUCUGUUGCAUGCCAAUUUCAAUGCAAAACCACUCUGGGGCCACCCCCUCUAUUACCAGUGAGCAAAUCAUUGACGAUAGGCAUGGGAAAAAUCCUUGCAUGCUAACCAACAUUGAAAACGUAACAGAAAUGUCCUCAAUUGCUGAGUCAUGCCCUAGGGGAGGCUUUAAAGUACAGAAUUUCCUGACAUGGAUGAGGGAAUUUUCCGUAAACAGCAUGUGAUCAUGCCGUCUAGGACGUAUUGCCUCCGUAUUGCCCCUUUUUACAGCUAGCUAGGCUCAUUUUUAGGUUCCAUGGCCUGAAAUGACGAAAAAUUCAUGCCCUAAAUGUAAAAAGUCUAAAAACGUCCUCGAAAUUUUAGUUUCCAAGCCGUUCGAGCCACAAUAAUGGUGAAACAGCUGCUCAGUUUUGGGUUCUUUCGUGUCGUGUUGAUGUCUUGCAAAGUUAACUUUCACGUAGUACGAUCAGCUGUUUCCUUUUAAUGUCUUAAGAGUAAGUUUAUUUCAAAAGUGCCCGUUGUUUAAAUACCGACAUCCCGGCCUACUUUGAAGGCUUUGAAGGACCGCGUUUUCGUCAGAAAUAGCUUCAGUUUUUCCUGACUCUUCUGAGUCGACCACGAUAAAAUCAUGAAGUUCCACAGAAAUGGAUGUCACUACCUCCGAACGUGCCUGAGUGUCAGCAGCAAAAUAUCUAGAACAGGCCACCCUUUUAAACCGCGUAAUCCCUCUAAAACAGAGGCCAAGCCUGGACGAAAGAUGUCACCCAAAACUUCCUUCAAAUCCCCGCACCAAGGCCAUUUGUGGGUUAAGUUUGAUGUCGGUUCUCUCCUUAGUCCAAGAGCUUUUUUUCCGGGUAGUCCGAUGUUCCCCUUUCCUCAAAAAACAAACGUUUCCAAAUUCCAGUUCGACCAGGAAUCAGGUAGACGAAGAACCUGUAAGUGGAUGUGUUACAGCCUCUAAAUCGUUAUUUCUAUUCAUUUGAUGUUUUUUUUAUUUAUUUACUUAUCCUUCAUUCAUCAAUUUAUUUAUAUCAAUACCUCGAGUUCCCAGGUCCAAUGAAAUGAUCUGUCUGUUAGUAGUAAUCAACCCCUGUCUUUGUCCAUUUUUCUCAUGCUUUUGUUUCACGAAAUAAACCUUUUUCAGUUUCAGCCCAAUGACAGUACUCGCGAGGUAAACACCACAUUAGGUACAAUUGUUGGCAAGCUUGAGACGCUACCAAAUGGCAAAUCAGUGUAUGAAUAUCUCGGUAUCCCGUAUGCUAAACCACCGGUCAAUGAAUUGAGGUUUGCUCGUCCAGAAUCCUUUCAACCUUGGCCAGGAAAAAGGGCAGCGAAGGAGUUUGGAUCGGCGUGUCUACAACCGCACUUUGAUAUACCUACCUUAAAGAGGGAAAUAGGAAAAGGUAAGAGGCGUAUAACAGUAUUAUAUUAUCGGAUGUGUGUCCAGCCAGCUUUUGAAAGCUCUCGCGGACGAUCUUUGUCUUUGAUCUUUAAUCGGUUAAUUACCAAAAGUGCAGGCUAAUCAUGGCAAUGGAUGGCACGAUUACACGGUAGGUGAUAACAGAAAGUUUUUGGCUGUGGACUUAAACACGGGCAACGAGGGAGCGAUAACAGCAGUAGAGGGAAGGCUGUUCCGCAUAAGUAUACAUCGCGCGGAAAAAGAGUAAUUAGAGGCAUCAACAAAAGUGGGUAAAAGGUUGUAUGUCAUACCAUGGCAAAUUCAAAGAUUCAAAGCUUAAUCCAUAAAUUCGAUGAACGCUACGCACGGAAAUAAUAUCUGCAAGUUAGGGCUCAGAUAUUUAGGAUAUACCUCACAGCUUGACUCCACACUCUGUCAUAUUGGUUCCUUUCAUUUCACGUAGAAAAUUCUUGGGUACAUUAUUAGGGAUGGACUAAUUGAAGCACAUGUUCAAAGAAGUAGGGAGGUGAGUUAGGUAUUGUGCUAGGUCAAGCCCGGGGAGGAGAGGCGAGGGAGUACUUGAGCCGCUGAAAAACCCUGACCCUGACAAAGAAUUCCUACAAUAAAUACCCUGUUUAGGACAACACCCGCAAUUUUUUUGCCAUGUUUAGGACAAAGCAAAAAAAUACACGCCGCCUUGUUUUAAAGCCAUUUAUUGGCAAUUGCAAUAGAACAAAUUUACGUUAUAGGCUUUUGUAUACUUGAGAAGAAACGAGAUUUAUCUUGCAAAUCAAAUCAAUCGUGCGGGCAAUACCCUGUUGACAGACUCACACGAUGUAUACCUUGUUUAGGACAGAGAGGUCAAAAACCACACCCUGUCCAGUGGCAUAUCUUCGUAUAGGCCUUAAAAGGGGGUACCUCCCCGGGAGGUCAAGGCAGGUUUGUGACGCACGUCCUGUUUGAAUCAUCAUCAUCAUCACAAUCAUUAUCACCAUCAUCAUCAACUGAGGAAAAGACGUGAGACAUGUACGGUCUUCUCAAAAUGAGACGGUAACUCCCUUACAGCAGAAUUUUCCGUUGUCUUAUUUUACUGAUAUGGAUUUUUUUUUUUUUUUUCAGAAAAUGAGGAUUGUCUUUUCUUGAAUGUGUUUGUGCCAGCAACUAGUAGCACAGAAGGCAAGAUGGCAGUGAUGGUGUGGAUUCAUGGCACUGGUUUGGCCAGUUUCAGUUCCCCCCCUAAAUUCCGUGGCUUUUCCAUUGGUUCCUCUACUGAAUAUCCAGCUCACGUUUUAGCAGGCUACAAUAAUGUCAUUGUUGUGACAUUCAACUACAGGCUAGGAAUUCUGGGAUUCUUAAGCAGUGUUCCUGGGACAAACAAAACGGGAAAUUACGGAAUGUUUGAUCAGGUAACAAGCUUGGGUGAAAAAUGGCCUAUAAUAUGCUAGAAACACUACAGACAACACCUUGUCCCUCCCAACAAUGCAACGGAGCAUGUCCAAGACAAGGUGUCCAAGACAAGGCCGGCUAUGGUGUAUUUAAGUGAAAGGCCAAGUUUAUCUUCCUAUUUUUAUUCUUAUAUAUUUUUCAACAAACAAUAGCAAACAAUCCCACCUUACCAGAAGGGUUAGACUCUGGAGAAAACAAAACUAGCCUUUUCCCCCUGGAACUGACAUUUAGUGUAUAUUUUCUCUACAGAUUCAAGCACUAACGUGGGUCCAUGACAAUAUUGCCUACUUUGGUGGUGAUCCCGACAAAGUGACUGUGUUUGGUCAAGGUACAGGGGCAACGAGUGUCGCUUUGCAUCUAAUGUCGCCUAAAUCAAAACAUCUGUUCCAAAGGGCCAUCAUGCAAAGCGGUGCGACGUCAACUCCCUACCUACCAAGAAAGGCAGCCAACGAGUCAGUACAAAAGCUAGCUGCUGCUGCAAACUGCUCUUUUAACGACAAGCUCAUCGACUGUCUUCGAGGUAAAAGUGCUAAGGACAUCAUUCAGUUGCAAUCUUGGAUCUCCUCCAAACACGCCAAAGCUCUGAUGGAACUCAGCAACCCAGUUAUUGAUAAUGAUUUUCUAGAAGAAUCUACUCAGGAGCUGUAUGAAUAUCACAAGAAAGGGAGAAAACCACCUCAUUCUCUUUUGAAAAAACUGUUUCCAAAUGUUGAAAUCAUGACUGGGUUUACAACCCACGAGUCAUCUCUAGAUGUCAUUCAUAGGUCAGAAGAUGCUAGAAGCAGCAUUUCAAAAAUCCUCAAAUAUGGAAACAUAGACAACAAAAUUGUGGACGAGCUGGUUAAGUACCAGUACGCAGAUCUUUCUGACACAAAAGCGAGAGACAGGAUGAUUGAAAGUGACUUUAUGACUGUGGCACCAAUGACUUUUGAGGCAAUCGCUUUAGCUGAGGUAUUCUCAGUAGCCAUAUAAUAAUCAAUACGUUGACUCAUAAGCCCAAAAACUGUCAAUGUUUGGACAUGGGGGGUGGGGGGGGGGGGUAUUCGGCCAUAGGUGGGGCAUUUGAACACUUCCCCUUCCCCCUCUCUGGGUUUUUUCACCAUAAAUUUUGAACCAAACUGCAAUUUUGUUAUCUCCAUAAAGGGUUUUUUUUUCAAAUUUAAACUCUUCUCCUACCCAAAAAAAUGGAAAAAAAUUCAAAUCACAACCCUUUUCCUGCACCUCCCCCAGGACCCAAAAACUGUCAAUGUUUGGACAUGGGGGGUGGGGGGGGGGGGUAUUCGGGCAUAGGUGCGGCAUUUGAACACUUCCCCUUUCCCCUCUCUGGGUAUUUUCACCAUAAAUUUUGAACCAAACUGCAAUUUUGUUAUCUCCAUAAAGGGAUAUUUUAUCAAAUUUAAACUAUUCUCCUAUCCAAAAAAAUGGAAAAAAAUUCAAAUCCCACACCUAUUCCGGACUCUCCCCCAGGUCCAAACAUCUAUAUACAUCCUAUAUUUUCAGUACAGCGAAACAUGCUCUUUUGCAUGACUCCAUAAUGAAAGAAAACAAAUGAAAUUUAUCGCCGGAUAACUUAAAUGGAAGUGAGACGUUUUAACUAAAAGAUAAUGAACUGAAGGCCGGGAUGGGAAAUGAUCCACUUCUUAAGGUUAGAAUAGGCCAGACUUCAGCUACCAGAACUCAUUUCGUUUUAGCUUUUACUCCAACUAAGUUUUAAAAGCCGAAUUUGUAGAAGUAACAACAAAAGGAAGGAUUCUGGAACUUACAGUUAACUGAUGUCAUCGUGCAAAUGUCGCAUUAACCGUGGUCCGGUUUCCCCCACUCUACUGGUCCAUACAAACAUCUGUACUUUGACCAGUCAAAAAAUACCGAAGGGGCACCAACUGACUCUAUUAAUUGUCUCACUUCUCUUUCUUCUCCAGGCUAAAAAGUCUGUUUAUUUCUACGUGUUUGAGCAUCGACCUGAUUUUUCCGAACUUCCCGAGUUGACAGGUGCAUUUCAUGGGGAAGACAUUGGCUUUGUAUUUGGAGCACCUUUCGCGAAAAUUUCACCACUGGUAGACUCUUCCACUCCCAAAUAUUCUGAAAUUGAGAAGGGGCUCAGCACGUAUAUCAUGAAGCUGUGGACAGACUUUGCUAAGUUCGGGUAA
Messenger RNA from Porites evermanni, 13247 nucleotides. The record is from the annotation of a GenBank genome assembly. Lineage: Eukaryota; Metazoa; Cnidaria; Anthozoa; Scleractinia; Poritidae.